Messenger RNA from Elaeis guineensis (African oil palm), 2185 nucleotides. RefSeq names its product protein CANDIDATE G-PROTEIN COUPLED RECEPTOR 7. Gene Ontology annotation, biological process: transport. Gene Ontology annotation, cellular component: membrane; Golgi apparatus. NCBI's taxonomy places the organism in Eukaryota, Viridiplantae, Streptophyta, Magnoliopsida, Arecales, Arecaceae. The record is from RefSeq and is a predicted model, not a curated record.
GCUGCCCACCUAGUCCACCCUCGCGGUCAUCGCCCAGAACCAGAAGGCACUAGUUAAAGCGCCGGCCCUCUGCCGCUGCCGCCGCGACCUCCGCCGCUGGAGAAUCCCAGAUCCGAUCCCCGGCGCCAUGGGUGUGUCUUCUGUCCUCCCUCUCCUCAUCCUUUUCUCUCUAAUUUCGUCGUCCAUGGCGGAGAUCAAAACACUAAAAAUCACUGCCGACACCCGUCCCAUCAUCCUCUUCGAGAAGUUUGGCUUCACCCCCAACGGCUUCGUCAACAUCACCCUAUCUGACGUCUCCUUCGCCUUCUCCUCUGAUCCCCACCUCCUUGGCUUCUUCCUCCUCUCCGACGAGGGCCUCAUCGAGGCCACCUACGAAUCCCAGCAGCGCCAGCAGCAGCAAAAUCCUGACCCUAACCCUAAUUCCAACCCCGACUGCGUCCUCUCCAACCCCCACGUCCACCCUCUCUUCAAAUUCAACGAGCUCAUCGCCCCCAACAACAAUUUCCACCAGUCCUUCAACAUAACCCAUCCCGAUGAGUACAGCCUGUACUUCGCCAACUGCAACCCCGAGUCCCAGGUCUCCAUGGCCGUCCGCACCGUGAUGUACAACGCUCGCCCCGACGGAACCCCCGAUUACCUCUCGGUCGGCCAGUCCCCCGUCCCUUCCCUCUACUUCUUCUUUGCCCUCGCCUACGUCGCCUUCCUCGCCGUCUGGAUCUACUUCUGUCUUCUCAAGAACCGCCUCUCCUCCCACCGGAUCCACUACCUCAUGGCCGGCCUUCUCACCACCAAGGCCUUCAACCUUCUCUUCGCCGCCGAGGACCAGCACUACGUCCGCGUCACGGGCACCCCCCAUGGCUGGGACGUCCUGUUCUACCUCUUCCAGUUCCUUAAAGGUGUCCUCUUGUUCACCGUCAUCGUCCUCAUCGGCACCGGCUGGUCCUUCCUCAAGCCCUUCCUCCAGGAGAAGGAGAAGAAGGUCCUUAUGGUCGUGAUCCCGCUCCAGGUGAUCGCUAACAUUGCUUCAAUUGUCAUUGGCGAGACUGGGCCUUUCAUCCGGGACUGGGUCACCUGGAACCAAGUCUUCCUCCUCAUCGACAUCAUCUGCUGCUGCGCCGUGCUGUUCCCGAUCGUCUGGUCGAUCCGAUCCCUCCGCGAGACCUCCAAGACCGAUGGGAAGGCUGCCAGGACUCUCGCCAAGCUCACUCUUUUCCGGCAGUUCUACCUUGUAGUCAUCGGGUACCUGUAUUUCACGAGGGUCGUGGUGUAUGCACUCAAGACGAUCGCGUCGUACAAGUACCGGUGGGUGAGCGUGGCGGCAGAGGAGACUGCUAGCCUUGCUUUCUAUAUCUUUAUGUUUUAUAUGUUUAGGCCGGUGGAGAGGAACCAGUACUUUGUGCUCGAUGAUGAAGAGGAAGAGGCGGCACAGGCAGCGCUCCGGGAGGAGGAGUUCGAGCUCUGAACGGCGGGAGGAUUGAAGAGUUACGAUCAGGUUCAAUAGGACCAUCCAUCCUUCGUGGACAUCAGUGCCAUUGCAACUUGGACUACUUGCACAAGCAUGUUUGGUGAAAUGGCUCAACUGGAGAAGUUUGAUGCAUCUUUUAUAGUGAAAUAGUCUACUCCCAGUGGUUUGUGCACAUGACUAUGGUGCUUCGCACAAAAGCAAGGCUUACUGGGAAUAUUUGGGUUAGAGAACCUAUGAGGCUGUAGAUCAAGCAUCCAAAGACCAUCAUCACAUGUUGUGCAGCCAUUUGAGUUUUUCUUUCAACGGGUGAUUUGAUUGUUGCAUCUGUAGGCAACAGUGAUGAAGGGGGCUUCUGCACCUUUUUUUUUUUUUGAGGAAAGAUUUCUGUGUUUUUUGAACAAAGCAUUUAUUCCCCUUUUAGAGAUUUCAAGCUUUCAUUGCACUUAUUGGGUUUCAUAGUCCUCUAUGCCAUUCGCUACCAAACUCCGUAAUACGUGACACUUCUGAUUUGUGGUUUGAGUAUGCACUCUAAUGUUCAGACAUGGACUAUUCAAUGUUGUUCUAUUUGUUUAUUAAUUUGUGAGGGAUCUUAAAUAGUUUAAUACUUAGAAGUUAGAACUGCUCCAUUUUGUGAGCAGAAGAAGCAGCUGUCAGUUCAUUGUAAAAGCCAGAUUAGUGGAAAAAUCAUGAAUAAAACUUUAUCAUCAAAAAAAAUUAAAU